This is a messenger RNA of Panicum hallii, 729 nucleotides long. RefSeq names its product cytochrome c. Gene Ontology annotation, biological process: mitochondrial electron transport, ubiquinol to cytochrome c; mitochondrial electron transport, cytochrome c to oxygen. NCBI's taxonomy places the organism in Eukaryota, Viridiplantae, Streptophyta, Magnoliopsida, Poales, Poaceae. The record is from RefSeq and is a predicted model, not a curated record. The transcript is spliced from 3 exons. Gene Ontology annotation, molecular function: heme binding; electron transfer activity. Gene Ontology annotation, cellular component: mitochondrial intermembrane space. The coding region runs from base 93 to 431 and encodes 112 amino acids.
UUCGGCGCAAGUUCAGAGGGCAAACCAGAAGUUGCGGUUCGCCUCCUCCUCUUAUCCGCCGUCUCAGAUCUCUCUGCGUGCGCGCGGCGGCGAUGGCGUCUUUCUCGGAGGCUCCCCCCGGCAACCCCAAGGCGGGCGAGAAGAUCUUCAAGACCAAGUGCGCGCAGUGCCACACCGUCGAGAAGGGCGCCGGCCACAAGCAAGGUCCAAACUUGAAUGGUCUCUUCGGAAGGCAGUCCGGUACAACUGCUGGCUACUCCUACUCCGCGGGAAACAAGAACAAGGCUGUGGUCUGGGAGGAGAACACUUUGUAUGAGUACCUGCUUAACCCUAAGAAGUACAUUCCUGGAACCAAGAUGGUCUUCCCUGGGCUGAAAAAGCCACAGGAGCGUGCUGAUCUCAUUGCUUACCUGAAGGAAGCCACCGCAUAGAAAAAUGGCAUGCUGAACCAUGGGGAGACAAUUCGUUUUACAGUUUAAUAAAGAGGUUUAGACAAUUCGGGUCACUCUGGUUGAACAGGGUGCAAUCCACGAGACAAUUAUUGAGCAUUUUGGUUCUUAUGUUUGUUUCGAAUGUCUAGGUGUUUAGCUGAACAAAAAACAGUCAAAACUUUGACGGCUCUGUUUCAACUGCUGGAGAAAUUCCAGCGCCCUAUUUUUGACCACCGGGUGGUGGAACUGGAAAUCUGGAAUGCACCCAUUUUGAAGGACCUGAGAUGUGUAAAGUUGC